This is a messenger RNA of Vombatus ursinus (common wombat), 2387 nucleotides long. It is a transcript of the gene RCAN1, whose product is annotated as regulator of calcineurin 1. The record is from RefSeq and is a predicted model, not a curated record. The coding region runs from base 1 to 792 and encodes 263 amino acids. The transcript has 4 exons. Lineage: Eukaryota; Metazoa; Chordata; Mammalia; Diprotodontia; Vombatidae. Gene Ontology annotation, biological process: calcium-mediated signaling. Gene Ontology annotation, molecular function: nucleic acid binding; calcium-dependent protein serine/threonine phosphatase regulator activity. Gene Ontology annotation, cellular component: nucleus; cytoplasm.
AUGGAGGGCGGCGUGCUGGGGUCCCGGAGCGAGGCGGCGGUUGUCUCCGUCGCCGGCGCGGCGUCUGUGGAAGGGGAGGAGGCAGGGGAGGAGGCGGUGCCACCGGGCUUGGAGGCGACGCGGCCGCACUUCUCCCCGUUCGAGGGGGCGGAGGCCCGGGACGAGGGCGGGGGGGACUGGAGCUUCAUUGACUGUGAGAUGGAGGAGAUCGACCUGCAGGACCUGCCCAGCGCCAUCAUCGCCUGCCACCUGGACCCGCGCGUCUUUGCGGACAGCCUGUGCCGGACCAAAUUUGAAUCUCUCUUUAGAGCAUAUGACAAGGAUAUUACCUUCCAGUAUUUUAAGAGCUUCAAACGAGUACGAAUAAACUUCAGUAACCCGUUGUCUGCAGCAGAUGCCCGACUACAACUUCAUAAGAGCGAGUUUCUGGGGAAGGAAAUGAAAUUAUAUUUUGCUCAGACUUUGCACAUAGGAAGCUCCCACCUGGCUCCACCUAAUCCAGACAAACAGUUUUUGAUUUCUCCUCCUGCCUCUCCCCCUGUUGGCUGGAAACAAGUGGAAGAUGCUACUCCAGUCAUUAAUUAUGAUCUUUUAUACGCUAUCUCCAAGCUAGGGCCAGGUGAAAAAUAUGAAUUGCAUGCAGCAACCGACACCACUCCCAGUGUGGUGGUCCAUGUAUGUGAGAGCGAUCAGGAAAAUGAAGAGGAUGAUGAGGCUGAAGGCAUGAAGAAACCCAAACCAAAAAUUAUUCAGACAAGAAGACCCGAGUACACACCUAUUCAUUUAAGCUGAACUGGCAUAAUGGCGUAGAUGAAUUCCAAACCACUGUUCAUUCAUAGGGAGUAAUCUUUUACUAUGGAAAUGUCAGGUCUUGGUUUUUGUGGUGGCAACAAAGACGGGUAGCUGUGGCCAGAUUUCCAGUUCAUGUUGCUCAGAAAAGAAUCAAGGAGCUACCUGUCUCCUUGUUCUCAGUGCUGCACAUCAGUUAGUGUUCAUGGAGCCCUAGAAAGGCCUUAUGCCCAUCACUGAGUUAAUGAUGAUCAGACAUUUGGGAAAGAAUUGAAAAAGCCAAUAAGUGACACUUGUACUCGUUCUUUUCAGGUGGGCUGUUUUGGUUUUGUUUUGUUUUUGUUUUGUUUCAGAGAAAAGAUGAUCACAGGUAUGGGGAGAGCCUUAUGUUACUACACAAUCUACAAUGAUAGAAGUCAUCAUCUGGUGGGCUACAGUCAUUGUGUGGAAUACAUAGUACAGUAGCACUGUUUAAAAAAAAAACAUACAAUGUGGGAAUUUUGAAAUGUUUUCUUUUUCCUUAUGUUUUCUUAUUUUGUGUAUGUGUAGUUACUGAUUUUCCAAACUAACUUUUGUGUCAGUCUCUUAUUGAGUUUCUUUGUUGUUUUACAUUUUGAGAAAGCCUUUAAUAUUUAUUGCCCUUCCAGAUCCUAGUCCUUUGUUUUUGGUGAAACUCAAUUUACAGUUGGAAUGCAUUCACUGACAUCUUACGUGAUGCCAUAUGUAACUGUGCUUUCCAAAAGAAAUUGAUCUGGAUUUUAACAUUCAUAUGUGGGAUUUAGCCUGAAGAAUUAAAAAAAUAGCAUUUUUAUUGCACAAUUUAGCAAGUGGGUAGUCUUAGUUUAGGUGUUUUUUUGUUGGGAUUAGGGUUUAUUUAAUGUUUGUUAAAAUAUGAAUGCUAGCUGUAGGCUUACUUGGGGAAUAUUGGCGCAAAUAUUUUGAUUUUUUUUCCACUGAAAUAUGAAAAUAAACUUAAACUUGUAAAUAAAGCUGUUAAAGUAUAUUCAUAGCUGUGUAUAGCUGGGUGAAAGUAUGACAAUGAAAGACUAUUGCAAAGCAUAAUUACUUGUGUAUCUGUAUGUUGUAGAAGAUGCUGUUAAAACAUUUUUAACAGAGUUUGGGUUCCAAGCAUGUGAAGUGGAUAGUAAAUGUGUGAUUAUAGAAGAGGAAUGCAGUGCCUUUCCCCAAAUUUCAAGUGGAAUUCUACUAUCUAUAUGUGUUGGGUUUUUUCCUAAUUGCAAUGUGUAUGUCCAGUAAAUAAGUAUUACGUUUUGGAUUUACAAUGCCAUAGCAAAGUGUUUCAUGUUGAAGUACUUAAUGCCAAAUAACAAUGCAUGCCUCAGAAAUUUGAAAUAUGGUUUCCCUGAAGGAACAGUUAAGUUUGGAAGCUAUUCUUUAGUUACUCUGAUCAAGAAUGUAGUCGAAUGCUCUCAGAAUUCUGUUUACAACACACCAGGAGGAAAAAAAACACCGUUAUGUAGCUGUCCAAGUGUUUCCAGUUAUGUGGUUUUUAAUUGGAGAACCUAACCUUGAAACAUCAUUUUUUUAAACUGCAUUCUAUAAUAAAUUGGCACAAUAUGCUCUUUGUGCAAACGAUU